Molecule: messenger RNA, 3199 nt
Organism: Rhodamnia argentea
Lineage: Eukaryota; Viridiplantae; Streptophyta; Magnoliopsida; Myrtales; Myrtaceae
Product: DNA replication licensing factor MCM2
Exons: 17
Coding region: 98-2947 (949 amino acids)
Biological process (GO): mitotic DNA replication initiation; DNA replication; double-strand break repair via break-induced replication
Cellular component (GO): MCM complex; nucleus
Molecular function (GO): ATP binding; single-stranded DNA helicase activity; 3'-5' DNA helicase activity
Source: RefSeq, a predicted model, not a curated record
CAAAGCGAUAGGGAUUGCCCUAAUUCGAAGCCGUGCCCCACAGAACAACCGCCACAAGCACACCAGCGCUUACCGUUUCUCCCUCUUGAUAGGAAAAAUGGCGAGCGACGGAGACAACUCCGGCAAUCCGCCUGCCGGCAACCCACCCUCUACGCCGGACUCGCCCGUGUUCAACACCGAUCAGCUGCCGUUCAACACCAGCCGCACCUCCGAGAACUUCUCCACCGAUGAUGAGGCCUCUGUCGACCCCGACAUCAUCCGUGACGAGCCGGAGGAGGUCGAUGAGGAAGAAGAAGGAGAGGAUCUUUUCAAUGACAACUUCAUGGACGAUUAUCAGAGAAUGGAGGAGAACGAUCAAUAUGAGUCGGUUGGGCUCGACGAGUCAUAUGAGGACGAGAGGAACUUGGAUCAGAUCAUGGCCGAUCGUAGGGCUGCUGAAGUCGAGCUCGAAGCCCGCGAUGGCCAUGUCAAUAAUCGCAAGCUCCCUCAGCUUCUUCAUGAUCAAGAUACGGAUGAUGACAGCUAUAGACCUUCAAAGAGACAUAGAGCUGAUUUUAGACGUCCGAAUAGGCCGAGAAGCACUGAUGAUACUGAUGGCCCACCAAGUCCACCGGGAAGGUCGCCAGGGGGACACUCGAGGGAGGAUGUGCCCAUGACUGAUCAGACCGAUGAUCCAUAUGAGGAUGAGGACGAUGAGGAAGGGGAGUUUGAGAUGUACCGUGUCCAGGGAACACUGAGAGAAUGGGUGACCAGGGAUGAAGUGCGGCGUUUCAUUGCCAAGAAAUUCAAGGAAUUCCUACUUACAUAUGUUAAUUCCAAAAAUGACCGUGGAGAGCCUGAAUAUGUUCAGCUGAUCAAUGAGAUGGUGUCAGCCAAUAAGUGUAGUCUGGAGAUUGACUACAAAGAAUUCAUAUAUGUCCAUCCAAAUAUUGCGAUCUGGCUGGCAGAUGCCCCUCAACCUGUUCUUGAAGUCAUGGAAGAAGUGGCCCAGAAAGUUGUAUUUGAAUUACAUGAAAAGUAUAGGAACAUCCAUCAAAAGAUCUAUGUUCGUAUUACAAAUCUACCUGUUUAUGAUCAGAUACGUAAUAUAAGGCAGAUCCACCUAAAUACCAUGAUUCGAAUUGGGGGAGUUGUCACUAGACGAUCUGGAGUCUUUCCUCAGUUGCAGCAGGUAAAGUAUGACUGCAACAAGUGUGGGACUAUUCUUGGACCAUUCUUUCAGAAUUCCUAUUCUGAAGUGAAGGUUGGUUCUUGCCCUGAAUGCCAAUCAAGGGGACCUUUCACCGUCAAUAUUGAGCAGACAAUCUACCGGAACUACCAAAAACUUACACUGCAAGAGAGUCCUGGAAUUGUUCCCGCUGGUCGGCUUCCCAGAUACAAGGAAGUGAUACUGCUAAAUGAUCUGAUUGAUUGUGCCCGCCCUGGGGAAGAAAUUGAGGUUACUGGUAUUUAUACCAAUAAUUUUGACCUAUCAUUGAAUACAAAAAAUGGAUUCCCUGUCUUUGCUACUGUUGUUGAAGCAAACUAUGUGGCAAAGAAGCAAGAUCUCUUUUCUGCUUACAAGCUUACUCAAGAAGACAAAGAAGAAAUUGAAAAGCUUGCCAAAGACCCCAGAAUAGGUGAAAGGAUUAUUAAAUCUAUCGCACCAUCAAUAUAUGGUCACGAGGACAUGAAAACUGCGAUUGCCCUUGCUAUGUUUGGUGGACAAGAAAAAAAUGUUGAGGGGAAGCACCGACUGCGUGGAGAUAUUAACGUACUUCUCCUUGGUGACCCAGGCACCGCAAAAUCACAAUUUCUCAAGUAUGUGGAGAAGACUGGACACAGGGCUGUGUACACCACUGGUAAAGGGGCCUCCGCCGUGGGUCUUACUGCAGCAGUACACAAGGAUCCAGUCACAAGGGAGUGGACUCUUGAAGGAGGAGCCCUUGUCCUGGCUGACAAAGGAAUCUGUCUCAUCGAUGAAUUUGAUAAGAUGAAUGACCAGGACAGGGUGAGUAUACAUGAAGCUAUGGAACAGCAGAGCAUUAGCAUAUCGAAGGCUGGCAUUGUUACCUCUCUCCAGGCGCGGUGCUCUGUCAUUGCCGCUGCGAAUCCAAUUGGCGGAAGAUAUGAUUCCUCAAGGACUUUUUCUCAAAAUGUGGAGUUGACAGAUCCUAUUAUUUCUCGUUUUGACAUUCUCUGUGUUGUAAAGGAUGUGGUCGAUCCAGUUACUGAUGAGAUGCUUGCAAGAUUUGUAGUUGAUAGUCAUUUCAAGUCCCAACCAAAAGGCGCAACAAUAGACGAUCAGUCUUUGGGGGGAUAUGAGCAAGAAAGUCAAGCCUCUGCUGUACCUCUCGAUCCUGAGAUACUCCCACAAGAUUUGCUGAAGAAGUACAUAACUUAUGCCAAAUUGAAUGUUUUUCCAAGAUUGCACGACUCUGAUAUGGACAAGCUUACACAUGUUUAUGCAGAACUUAGGAGAGAAUCCUCACACGGUCAAGGAGUCCCAAUUGCCAUUCGUCACAUAGAAUCAAUGAUACGUAUGUCUGAAGCACAUGCCAGGAUGCACCUUAGGCAGCACGUCAUACAAGAAGAUGUGGAUAUGGCAAUUUGUGUUCUACUUGAUUCAUUCAUUUCAACCCAAAAAUUUGGGGUACAGAAAGCUCUGCAGAAGAGCUUUAGAAAGUAUAUGACAUUCAAGAAGGACUACAACAAACUGCUCCUCCAUCUUCUCCGUGAACUUGUGAAGAAUGCACUUCAUUUUGAAGAAAUUGUAAACGGUACUUCUUCAAGGUUCAUCACCCAAAUUGACGUAAAGGUAGAAGAACUGCAGAGCAAGGCGCAGGAGUACGAAAUUUACGAUUUGCAACCUUUCUUUUCAAGCACCCACUUUUCGAGAGCUAAUUUUGAGCUUGAUGUCGAGAGAGGACUGAUCAGGCAUUGUCUGCCCGGACCAGAUGUUUCCUAAUGAGCUGACAAAUUUAUUGGAAACUGGAAGAUUGCUUAGACUUCAAGGAGCCCGAUUGGAUAUUCUUGCAGUUGGGAGUCAGCAUUUGAUUUACUAAAAUCGUGUAUGGAGAUCAACUUCCAAGUUCAGAAUGUAUGCAGGAAUCCUUAAAAUGCAGUGCUCUAGAGUGAACUACGAUCAGACCGUGGAUAUAUCUUAACCGGUGUGAUGUAACAUCUGAAAGCUGAGCAUUCAGUGUGACCAUGUUCUAUA